Molecule: messenger RNA, 1100 nt
Organism: Ostrea edulis (European flat oyster)
Lineage: Eukaryota; Metazoa; Mollusca; Bivalvia; Ostreida; Ostreidae
Exons: 5
Coding region: 453-1082 (209 amino acids)
Biological process (GO): cell-matrix adhesion
Cellular component (GO): lysosome; extracellular region
Molecular function (GO): calcium ion binding
Source: RefSeq, a predicted model, not a curated record
UCUCUCUCUCUCUCUCUCUCUCUCUCUCUCUCUCUCUCUCUCUCUCUCUCUCUCUCUCUCUCUCUCUCUCUGUGCGUGCGUGUGUGUAAAAGCAGGAUAUUCAAGCUCAGUUGACGAAGAGAUCCUUGACAAAAUGUCUUUGGACUGAAUGUGUACCUCAACAACUUAAAUAUUCUGUUGUUAAUCUGCUUUCGUAGAAGAAAUGUGUAGAAAUUAAUUUUCCCGUAGAAAAUAAUUCAUUAAUGAAGUUCAGAACUUUCUUAAUAUAUUGCUUUAUAAAUGAAUUUUGUGUGCUAAUUAUUAACUGGAACAUCGAUUUAGCAAGACAAGCGUUCGUUAUGUUGUCAGUUUAACGUAGAUCGAGGAGUGAACUUUCUUAUCGCAUUCCGUUUAUAUCUCGAUCGCAGACAAAUAAGCAUUUAAACUACUUUAUUUCUCAAACUCCACCAGUAAUGAUGUCUCCGUUUUUCUUACUGAUUUCUGUUCUGCCAGCGGUGUUAUGCAGAGCGACCACUCCUGCCCCUUGCUGUAUAGGCCAACAGUUCUCCGCUACCAUUGAUGAAACCGGAGGACGGCCUGAUCCAAAUACGGGAGGUAAAUUCAUUGAUCAAUCACUUUUUCUGCAAUUUGACUACACCAACAAGAGGACAUAUGUGGAGGGAACCACUAAGGUGGGCGACACCAUGUACCCGUACAAGGUCGUCAACGACUACGCAGCGAACCAAACUUAUUCUUUAGUGAACGGGGCGUGUUAUACAGUAGGAGCACCUUCAUUUCCUCUCCAGGACCCUUGUCAACUCACUCACGCCCGGUUCGUUGAAUCGUCACAGCUGGGCUCCCCCGCUCAUCACAUUACCGUCAACACCUUUGCAUUGGAUACGCCCGGAUUCAGUGUCAAGGCCGUUCUGACCGCGGACGGAACCUGUACCCCUGUCAUGGAGUCCCUUGUCGGCGAUAUUGGAGGAGUACCGCAGCAGCUGACCUUGUUCUUCUCCAAUUACACCCGAGGAAUUACGAAGGCCUCCGUGUUCACCUUUGACAGAUCAACGUGUGGGCCCGUGCCAAGUGCACCAACAUCUUAAUAAAGUCUUAUCAGCCUA